AUGCACCAUUUUAUGAGACAAGUAACUCUUCUCAGCUGGAUACACGCUGUGGAUACCGAGGGAUCUAGAACAACUACUUCUUCUUCAACCCCACCCCAAAACUGCUCUGGGAUUACAAAUUUUAGGACCAUGUCUGCUAACAACAGCUGCCAAUCAACUGGCCACGUACCAAGAACUCCCCAGAGCCAGGUCUGCCAAUCCACUCAUCGCCUUUGUCGCACCCCCAUCUACCUCAUAAGCAACUUCUGUGUCCAUCCGUCUCUGGAUGACUGCAGCUGGAUGGGUGAAGGUAUCAACAGUAACGAGAAGGAGACCAUGCAGAUCUUGAACGACCGCCUUGCUAACUUCCUGGAAAAGGUGCGAAUGCUGGAACGAGAGAACGCUGAACUGGAGUGUAGAAUCCAGGAAGAGUGUGACAAAGAGCUCCCUGUCCUGUGUCCUAAUUACCUGUCCUACUACACCACCAUCGAGGAGCUCCAGCAGAAGAUCUUGUGUACCAAGGCUGAGAAUUCCAGGCUGGUCUCACAAAUUGACAACACCAAACUGGCUGCAGAUGACUUGAGAGCCAACUAUGAAGCUGAGGUGUCCCUACGCCAGCUCGUGGAGGCCGACGCCAACAGCCUACGGAAGAUCCUGGAUGCACUGACCCUGAGUAAGGCUGACCUGGAGGCGCGAGUGCAGUCUCUGAAGGAGGAGCUCCUCUGCCUCAAAAACAGUCACCAAGAGGAUAUCAACUCCUUAUGGGGGCAGCUUGGGGAUAGACUCAACAUUGAAGUAACUGCAGCCCCUUCUGUCGACAUAAACCAGAUUUUACAAGAAAUGAGAUGUCAGUAUGAGUCCAUCAUGGAGACAAACCGUAAAGAUGUGGAACAAUGGUUCAACACCCAGAUGGAGGAGCUGAAUCAACAAGUGGUGACCAGCUCUCAACAGCAGCAGUGCUCCCAGAAGGAAAUCGCAGAACUGAGACGUACUGUGAAUGCUCUGGAGGUGGAACUACAGGCCCAGCACCGAAUGAGAGAUUCCCAGGAAUGCAUCCUGACAGAGACUGAGGCCCGCUACACGACCCUGCUGGCCCAGAUCCAAAGUCUGGUCCAUAACCUGGAGGCUCAGCUGGCAGAGAUCCGCAGUGCCCUGGAAAGACAGAACCAGGAAUAUGACAUUCUGCUGGAUAUUAAGUCCCGGCUGGAGUGUGAGAUUGCCACAUACCGCAGCCUUCUGGAGAGCUCAGACUGCAAGCUUCCCUGUAACCCGUGUGCCACCCAAUGCAAGCCUUCCACUUGCACAUCCUCCAAGCCCAGCACCAUGGAAUGCACCGCCCCGGUUUUCACAUCCUCAGCCCCUAAUGGGAUACUCAAGCGGUACAACGUCUGUGGACCCCCGUCCCGGAUACUGGUUAAAAUAUGCACCAUCACCAAGGAGAUUCAGGAUGGGAAGGUCAUUUCUUCUCAUGAACAUGUGCAGCCUUGCUUCAUCCCCAGACUUGCCAAAGUCUAA
Molecule: messenger RNA, 1494 nt
Organism: Marmota flaviventris (yellow-bellied marmot)
Lineage: Eukaryota; Metazoa; Chordata; Mammalia; Rodentia; Sciuridae
Source: RefSeq, a predicted model, not a curated record